Magallana angulata is the source of this 1957-nucleotide messenger RNA. RefSeq lists its product as uncharacterized. Bases 221 to 991 code for a protein of 256 amino acids. The transcript has 4 exons. The record is from RefSeq and is a predicted model, not a curated record. Lineage: Eukaryota; Metazoa; Mollusca; Bivalvia; Ostreida; Ostreidae. Gene Ontology annotation, cellular component: membrane.
CUUGUGUGUUGACACAAGUUACGGGAGACAGCCACUGAACGGAGCGCUCGAUACAUCGAGCGACGACUAUUGAAGACGACUGAGGAAUCCAAGGCGGGAUACUUAAGACGUUCUCACGGCCGGUCUUCGCCAUCAGACUGGCACAGAUGUGACGCAAGACCAGGGCAGUGUUCAGAUCAGAGAGAAAGAGAGAGAGGAAUCCGUCCGUCUGUCUGUCUGUAUGCCGGCCCCGUAUGCCAUCCUCGAGGCCGGGACGGUCUUGGUGGGCCUCGUGGCCAGUUUAUUUCUGAUCAUAGUCUUUUCUGUGGAUACCUGGGAGGAAGCCAAUUACAGCUUCACCGCCGCCAACAACUCGUACCGAAUGGUGACCGUGGCCUCCUCGGACAGUGAUUUAAAUGUCUACAGUAUCCGGGGGGCUCUGGUGGACCCCUGGACCACUUACUAUUUUUACCACCAGUAUUGGGGACUGUGGAAGCUUUGUGACGUACUGACAGACACUGCGAGGGCCACACUAACGGCUGCAGGGCUGGACCGGAAGGAGUGUUUUAACUUCCUGUCUGAUUAUGACGAGGAAUCGAUGGUGGUGUCUACCAACACCAAGUCUUUCAUGGGUCUGCACAAUUCAACAGUGGUGUGUUUUAUGGUGACAAUCAUAGACUUGAUUGUGGCUAACUUUCUGGCGAUACUUGGGACCUACAGGAAGAUGGUCCCCGUCUGUAUGGUGGCGGGCGCUCUCUACUGCAUAGCAUGUGUGUUCGUCUUCUUUGGUUUAGUGAUCUUUCACCUGAAGCACCACUACGAGCAUUACUACUGCCACGCGCUGUAUGAUAUCCCUGACAGCGUCUGUCCGGUUCGAGAUGUGAGCGUGGGUUGGCCCGCACCUUUGGCAUGGUUUUCUCUGAUUCUCUUAGUAGCAGACAGCAUAUUUUGGGUCUUCUUAACGCAAGCAUUAAGAAUCAUCAAAACUAAGACUAUGAGCGACAAGUAUUAAGUGGGUUUUUUGUAAUCGGUUUGGACUUUUUGGUGCAGUUAGAAAUGUGCCUUACCCGAAAGGACAGACGUGCAAAACACUUGAUGUAUUCAUAGGGAUAUAUAUCACAUUGAAUGUAUCCAUAGGGAUAUAUCACAUUGAGGUAUUCAUAGGGAUAUAUCACAUUGAAUCGAUUAAAACUAUUCUCAAGGAAGAACAAAAUUCAAUACUGCCUAGAUAAGCAGUUAUUCUAUUUUUUUCUUCUAUUAAGAAUGGUUUAAGUUUGUUAUUUCACGUGACUCAGCGCCUGUGAGAAGAAAGACAGAAAGCUCGGAUAAAAAAAACAUUGUCCUGAGUGGUAAACUUGUCCCAAAAAUGAAGCAUUUCCGUCCCAUAACAACCCGUCCUUCUUGCAACUUUUUGAAGAUUUCUCCGAUGGCGUUGAUAAAGCAAGAUUUCAGGAUUAGUGAAAUAUUGUAAUAAUUAUAUUUUGUGAAACGCCAAAGCAGUUCUCGUUUGUUUGUCUGUUUGUUAAUUUUAUCGACGUUAUAUUCAUCGAUCGAUAGUGUUUAGAUUAAAGGUGGUCGUAAUGAUAAGGUACCACUGUAUUGUAUAUGCACUACGUGUAUUAAAUGAUGGUAGAUGGUCAUAAUUAUUUCUGUUCAUGUUAAUUCUUUUUAAGCAUAAAACUUUAUUGUUGAAUUUUUGUGUAUUAGUAUAUGCUAGUGUAUCAUUGAUAUAUUUAAAUUUGACACCAGCAAUAAUUAUUCCUCCAAAUUCAGGUAAAAUAUAAACUAACGAGAAAUGUUUUAGACACGGUGACAGCAAAUAGUACUGUUAUAUAAAGUUAUACUCUAUAACAUGUUUUUCUUUGUUAAUAAUUGUUAGUUACACUGUUUGUAAUGUUAAUCAGUUAAUAAUCUUUUGUAAUCAGAAUGUUAUGUACAGUAUCUAUAUUGCUUUGAAUAAAAUUAUCAGUUUAUUUGU